Rhineura floridana is the source of this 1062-nucleotide messenger RNA. RefSeq lists its product as uncharacterized. Gene Ontology annotation, biological process: DNA integration. NCBI's taxonomy places the organism in Eukaryota, Metazoa, Chordata, Lepidosauria, Squamata, Rhineuridae. Bases 1 to 1062 code for a protein of 353 amino acids. Gene Ontology annotation, molecular function: nucleic acid binding. The transcript is spliced from 4 exons. The record is from RefSeq and is a predicted model, not a curated record.
AUGCAUGCAACAGUAUCUCCAGGAGAUGGAACAGAACCAGGGCUCAGAGAGGCUAAAGAAACAGCCAAGUUGUUCAUAAAAGAAAUUUACCGGUUACAUGGGUUGCCAAACAGCUUAGUCUCAGACCGGGGAACCCAGUUCACAGCUAAGUUUUGGAGAGCAGUUUGGAAGCAGUUGCAGACGGAGCUGAAACUUUCUUCUGCUCAUCAUCCCCAGACGGACCGGCAGACGGAGAGACUGAAUGCCGUGUUAGAGAGGUAUUUACGUUGUUAUGUUUCUUAUCAACAGAAUGACUGGGUUUCCUAUUUGCAUUUUGCAGAGUUCGCCUAUAAUAAUUCUGUGCAUACCAGCAGUGGGCAGACGCCCUUCUUUGCUAAUCAUGGACUGAAGUUGCCAGCUACCUUCAAAAUACAUCCUGUGUUUCAUCGCUCCUUGCUAACGAAAGCAGCCCCUCCCAGCGAUUUACGACCAGUGGAAGUCCCGGGGCCACCCAUUCUAGUAAAUGGACAACCAGAGUUUGAGGUGGAACAGAUUCUUGAUUCCAGAAGGAGGCAUAAUCAAUUACAGUAUUUAAUUCACUGGAAGGGGUAUGGGCCAGCUGACAGAUCUUGGGAAAAUGAGAGGGAUGUGCAUGCCCCAGAUUUAGUGAAAGAAUUCCAUCAACGGUUUCCCCAUCGCCCUAAGCCGACAGGCCUACUUCUGAGGGCGAACCAAGUAAAAUGGCGUCUAAACCUUCUGAGCCUGGAAGAUCGGAAGAUACAGCAGCUCUCAUUCAAAGGGAAUUUACUACCCAAUUUUUACAGCAAAAGCGAGAUCUCAGGAGAAUGGGCAGCCACUCUAAAACCUAUUGAGACUAAACUGGUGUCUUUGGAUAGUAAAACCAAAGAAGUGGAAACAGCAGCAGCAGAAGCUGCAGAUAUGAGUAUUCAAAAUGCAGAGCUGAUUUUUAAACUAAAAAAGUCUACAGUGGAUCUCCAACUUGCAGAUUUGGAGGACAGGGGACGUAGACAGAAUCUUCACUUACAUGGGAUUCCUGAAGAUUCGGAAGGCUUGGAAAUGUGA